This is a messenger RNA of Nipponia nippon (crested ibis), 1917 nucleotides long. The record is from RefSeq and is a predicted model, not a curated record. NCBI's taxonomy places the organism in Eukaryota, Metazoa, Chordata, Aves, Pelecaniformes, Threskiornithidae.
AUGGUGACGGCAGGCAGGCGGGAGCGGACGGCCAACCCCAGCCAGGAGGACCCAGCAAGCAGCCCCGCGCCGGAGCGCCCCGAAGACGCCCAGCCCGGGGAGCAGCGGAACGGGCAGCACGUGCCAGGAGGUGGGCUGGCUCCUGCCGCCGAGGCGCUUGAGGGCAGCCAGGUGCCCAGUGACUCCGAGGGGGACGUGUACUGCGAUACCCUGGAGCAGAUGGAGCCUGAGCAGGCAGAUCUCUGUAGUGUCAGCUCCCCCAGCUCUGCACGCCACCGCGGCACCGCCACGCUGCCGCUCGGCACCGCUAUCCUGGCAGCCCGCCUGGUCCCCGUCACCAAGGCGAGGCUGAGGAGCCCUCGGUGCGGCCCAGCGCCACCCACGGCCCCCUCCUUCCGCCGGCGGGGCACUGGGGGGCUGCCGGCGCUGAGCGAGCUCGGCUGCCACCGGCAGCGCUCGGCACUUGAGGUGCUGCGGCGAGGCUCGGCGGAUCCGGCUGGGCAGCCGCUGGGUCUCUCCCCGAACGGCCUCCAGGCCGGGCCUGAGCCGCUGCCGCCCCGUGGCGCUGGGCAGGGAGAGCGGGGUGAAGGCAGAAGACUAGAGGGGAGGAGCAGCGCUGGCCUCGCGGCCCUCGGCUCCCAGAGAGAUCUCCAGCUCGCUGGGGCAGAGCAGGACGCCGGGAGCGUCUCCGAGCUCGCCCUGGAGCUGCCGGCGGAGCUGGAUGCCCGCGUGGCCAGCGCUGUCCGAGCCCUGCAGGACGACAUGCGGGGGAGGAGGCAGCACCGCCAUCUCCAGCUCGCUGGGGCAGAGCAGGACGCCGGGAGCGUCUCCGAGCUCGCCCUGGAGCUGCCGGCGGAGCUGGAUGCCCGCGUGGCCAGCGCUGUCCGAGCCCUGCAGGACGACAUGCGGCAAGUGCUGGAGCGCCUGAGCCAGCUGGAGACGCUGGCCUCCGCGCAGGGGGACGCAGCUGGGACUGACCCGGGCUGGCCGCUCGCUCCGCAGGGGGCCGCCAAGUCGGAGGACACGAGCGAGGAGGAUUUCCUGGAGGAGGCGGCGGAGGAGGACGGGGGCAGCGACGGGAUGGGGGGGGACGGCAGCGAGUUUCUGCAGCGGGACUUCUCGGAGACCUACGAGCGGUACCAUGUGGAGAGCCUGCAGAACAUGAGCAAGCAGGAGCUGGUGAAGGAGUACCUGGAGCUGGAGAAAUGCCUCUCCCGCAUGGAGGAGGAGAACAACCGGCUGAGGAUGGAGAGUAAAAAACACGGGGGGGAGGCGGCGGAGACGCGGGUGAGGCAGCUGCAGCUGGAGGUGGACAGGUUGCGAGCCGAGAACCUGCGGCUGCUGAAGGAGAGGGCGCCGCCGGGGCGGGAGCAGAGCCCCUGCCCGGCCGGCGGAGCCCAGGUCGGUCAGCGGAAAUCGGGGCCAAAGCACGUAAAAAAGGCAGGACGAAGCCAGCCCUGCUCCAUCGCCACCCCGCUGCAUGUCCCCAGACAGGCCAUCGCCGUGUCCUACUCCUGUCCCCGGCGUCCCCGGCUGCGGCAGUCGAUAUCCCAGCCGGGUCGAACCCGGCGCGCUGACGGCAUCACCGAGCCGGGAGCGUCCACUGCAUCCCUCGCCCACGGGGCCCCGGCGGGAACCCCCAGCCACGGCACCCCCAUCCUGUGGCUCUGCCCCGCCAGUGGCAAGGUCACGGGGACGGGUGAGCAGCGAGGUCGUGGUGGCCCUGCCACCGCCCUGGCGCUGGGGACAUUUGUCACCGACACCCUGCCAGCAGCCGUGGACUUUGUGCCGAGCACGGGAGCAGCGGCGGUGACAUGUCUGCCAGCGCUGACAGAGCCCCACAUCGCCUGCAAGACCUGGCUUCGGACAGCAGGUAGCACCAGGGUGACAUCCCCUCCUCUCGGGGUGAUGCGGUGA